AUGGGGCUACGGCUUGGGGAAAAUCCGAAGGAGAAGCCGGUUUUGGCAGAGGAACCUCGGAUGCUGGAGCCAGGGGAACUAGAGGCGGUUGUGGAGCUGCAACAGAGUCCAGUAAGCCUGUGCUCGCUCUGUCCCAAUGCUUUCCUGUGCCGUGUUAUGAGAUCCCUCAGGGAUUGGACUUCUGAGAUAGAGGCAGGCAAGGGUCAGAUCUGUGAAACCAGUCAGAGUUUGGGGCAAUCCUUGAAUCAGUGGUCGGGCAGGCAGGAGGUUGUCACCAGGGAGUCCAAGACAACAGACGAGGAAGUCUUUAGAAGCCGGCGAGCCGUGGCUGGUCCUGCCUGCGAGGAGCCGCAGAAGAGCUGCAGCGACUACCGGCUAAACACUGUGGCUAAAGGGAGACACAGGCUACCUCCUCAGAGCAGCAUUGUGAUGGAGAAGAUCAUGUUGGGACUCUUGUUUCUUCUAGACUGGUUGGUCCUCUCCACCUGCAUCCUUCCUCAGUACCAUUUUGUUAAUAAAUUAUUCACUUGGACAGAAGCUCAGACUUACUGCAGGCAGAAGCACACAGACCUGGCCUCCAUCCUAAACUCUGAGCAACAGAACCAACUUAUUGACAAUCUUACAUCUGCUGGACACAGCUCUGACGUCUGGAUUGGUCUGUUCAAUGAAAUCGACUGGAGAUGGUCUGAUGGCUUCUCAGGAAGCGGCGCAGAUUACAGGAGCUGGAAACUAUCCAAUGAUGAGCCUAACUUUUCUUCAGGCGGUCAGUUUUGUGUUAAUGCUGACAGGACUGAAAUAUGGUGGGAUGAUUUCUGUUACAUCAAGUACCCGUUUCUCUGUUACAAUGGCACACAGCUAGAGCCUGAAUAUGUUUACGUGGCAGAAGGAAGAAAUUGGACAGAUGCCCAGAAAUACUGCAGGGAGUUCUUCAUUGAUCUGGCCACAGUGAGGAAUAAUACGGAAAACCAGAUGGCCCUGACCUUGAUACCAUCUGGUGAAUACUCGUGGAUUGGACUGUCUAGAACCUCAAACAGUUUUCAGUGGUCUGAUGGAAGCCCUUUCCUCUUCUUCAACCCUGACGGCAUCUAUAAUCCACUCGGCUCAAUGAAGGUCAUAUGUGGUGCAACAUCUACUAUGCGCUCAGGAAAAUAUAAGUUUUUGUCUUGUGAAACCAAACUACCAUUUGUCUGCUACGGUGUUCAACACGAAAUCAAAAAAACUGUUUUGAAGCUAAGACUGAAGACAGAAGACUUGGUGGAUCUGAAUGAGGAUUCUCUGAAAACAAACAUCCUAAAAAAGGGAUCCUUCAUCCUGGAUCCCUCCCUGAUGGACGACUGCCAUGAGUCUCUGCCUUCUACAUCCUCUGGACCGCCAGGAGGCGGUCGUUGA
Molecule: messenger RNA, 1389 nt
Organism: Cyprinodon tularosa
Lineage: Eukaryota; Metazoa; Chordata; Actinopteri; Cyprinodontiformes; Cyprinodontidae
Product: secretory phospholipase A2 receptor-like
Exons: 9
Coding region: 1-1389 (462 amino acids)
Source: RefSeq, a predicted model, not a curated record